Messenger RNA from Mytilus trossulus (common blue mussel), 8629 nucleotides. Its product is annotated as P2R1A-PPP2R2A-interacting phosphatase regulator 1-like. The transcript is spliced from 9 exons. NCBI's taxonomy places the organism in Eukaryota, Metazoa, Mollusca, Bivalvia, Mytilida, Mytilidae. Gene Ontology annotation, molecular function: protein serine/threonine phosphatase inhibitor activity. The record is from RefSeq and is a predicted model, not a curated record. Bases 475 to 1518 code for a protein of 347 amino acids.
CAAUAACAUGAAGAGAGAAUGAGCUGUAGCAUUUAAAAACGCCAAUUACAGCCGAAUUUCUCUAAAAGCUGUCGACAUUUGGCUAAAAAUAGAGUUUUAUGUCCAAUAACCUUCGACCAAUCAGAAACCGGCUUGCAUUGGCAGUUUCGGAACAGAUGGUUCAUGGAACGAUAUAAAUCAAAAAUGUAGACUAAAUUCAGCUCGUUCAUGAAACUGAAAGAUUUCUCCAACAUGUCACAAUGCUUGCAUCCUCCUUGUCUUAUAGCGAAUACCGUGGACUAAGUUUAAACAAAUAUAUAACUAUUUAUUGUAAACAAGACAUGAACUAAGAUGUCAGGACGUAAAAAUUUAUUUUUGUGCAAAAAUAUGACCUUGUUUAUGUUUAUUUUACUGUAAAUUAUUUGUUUAUUUCUUCAAAUGUGAUUUCGUCAUUCUCUGUAUCGUGUAAUUGUUGAAUUAACUACCAACAAUUAAAUGAACAUUAUGUCUAUUGAACGAGAAAAUAGUAUGGAAGUGGACCUUCCUGUAAGUCAUUCACAUGGACAAGGAAACACAAACUUAAAGCGAUCAAACAGUGCACCCAUGAUAAAUGUUUUAGUGAACACUACACAAAGUCCACCAGAGAUCAGUCAACAUAGUCAUACACAGACCUUUAGACAAGCUGGUGAUACUUCACGGAUAAGAAGAUUCAGUUCUAGUUCACUGUCUCUCAAUUCUCCAAUAGCAGCACCUGUUAAAAUACCAAACAGAGUGAAUGAAAUCAAAAGAGAAGAGAGUUUUGUAACAGUUGCAGAGAAAGAAAAAGAACAAGAAAGAGAUAUUUGUUCACAGCUGAAAAUGUCAACAUCAUGGAAUGAUUUCUCCUUGGAUGAGCCCAUGAUGCCAGAGGUACAAAAGAGGCCAAGAUCCUUUAGUGAAACUCUUCAUAUUUUUACAUCCCCUAACAUGCUAGCUAGUGCCCCAUCACCAACAAGAGUUGGACCAGGAAGGCAAUGUUUUAGUCCAUCAAUGCAGAAGCCAGUGGUGAAUAGCACAUUUACACCCAGCCCAAGUCCAAGUCCGACAAGGAAAAAUUUCAUCAGAAGUUUGAGUCCUAUAGCAGUAAGACCAAGUCCACUUGGAAAAAGAAGAUUGGAUCAUGAUUCCUCAGAUGGAUAUAUAAGUCCAGCCAAGAAGUUUCAUAUAGGACCAAUCACACCAGAUAAAGUAAUGCAUGUCCAUCCCUUAGCCCACAGCCACCAUAGUGUAUCAUCGAGUAGUCUAGAAGAUGGUAGCCCGGAACAGACUGUACCAAAGGGAAAUAAUACACAAGAUAUCAGGUUACGAUACCAGCAUCAGCCAAACAUGUAUACUUUUAUGCCACUUGGGCAGGACUCUCGUGAUUCACGGGACUCACAAGACAUGCAGACAACAGAUUCAGAAACAUCAGAUAUAACAGACAUUUCUGAUCCCAAUAUAUCAUUGUCAGCUAGUCCAAGCACAUCUGGAUUUCAACCAAUCAAACACACCCAAGUAUGACAACAAGUGUCCUUAGUUAAAAUUACUAUGGACAAAAAAGUUACCUUUUGUAAAUAUUGUUAAAAAUCUUUAUGUGCAGUUAAAAUCAUUCAAAUCUAUACAAGAUGAUAUAAUUUUUAUUUAAAUUUCUCACUGAAUGCAUUAUAUUCAGUUACAUUUUACAGCGUAGAUUGAAAGCUAAUGUUAUAAGAUGUGUAUUUGUUUUUCUCUAAUUCUUACAGAAUUUAUCUUUAUUUUAAUGGUUGAUUAUUUUUAUUUAAUGAGCGUGUAGUUUUUUUAGUCUCAGUUCUUCAUUGGUCAAAAUUGGAUUAUGCAGUCAAAAUUUCUUGCUACCUUCAAAAUUUCCUAUUAUAAUGUCAUGAAAAAAGGCAACCAUGUAAUUUUUGGUUUUUGUAUAGACUAGUGUAAGCAGUUCUAUCAAAAAGUAGUAUUUUAAUAUUCAGCCCCAUUCAUCUAUUUAGUCAGAAGACCCAUUGGUUGCCUUCCACUGUUGUCUGCUCUAUGGUCUGGUGGUUGUCGCUUUGACAUAUUCACCAUUUCCUUUCUCAAUUUUAUCUUAACACUGAAACUAAACCACUUUUAUCAACCACUUUAUUGAUAUAGUCAAUAAAAUUAAUUGUUGCACAGGGCUCAUAAGCAUCAGAUGGCAUUAUAACAUUUGAAUAUAAUAAAUUAUUUUUGAAAAGUGCUAGUCAAAACAUUCAAUUGUUCAUUUUCAUUCAGGAAUAGACCAAAAUAACUUAAAUAUGAUUAUAUGAUGUUUUUUUUAUUGUCAAUGUAUUACUACUUUCUGUUUUAUACUGACCAAAGGCCUAAGACAUUAUAUUUGCUUGAUACGACUUAUCUUUGAACAAUUUUAAAGAAAAUAUCUACUUUCAAACAAAACGAAAUAAGUAAUACCACCAAUUUAGAUUUACGACAAUAUGCAACACUUCUUACACAGUCUGACCAUAAUUUUAAACAUUAUAUAUGCUUUCCACUGUUAUGAAGAAAAUAAUGAAAACUAAAUAGAUAAAUCCUGAAACAUGAUUUGAUUGGAAACAAUGUCUCACCGCUUCAGCAGGCAAGAAAGAGGGUUGUAAUAGGGGUACCUUUAUGACCAAUAACGGUAAAAACAUUUCUGUGUUGUCUAAGCGUAGAAAAUUUCUAUUAACUUAACAUUGUGCUGUGUACUGUUAAACUAGAUAACCAAAAAACAUGAAGAUAUGGAAACAGGCAUUACUAAAUUAAAUAGCUACACAGUAUUUUUAGUUACUAUAUUCAAUUCAUUCAUGUAUAUUUUUAUUAGUGAAGUAUUUUUAUUAUGUUAUAUCUAAAUCAUUGAACGGUCAUAUGUAUAUUUGCUUUAGAUUUCACAUCAAACCUUUGUAGAAGUUAAAUGUUCUAUUUGUAUGUAUAAGAUAUUUGACAUCUGGUUUAGUUAGAAGUAAAACAUGAAAAAGUUUUUCUGUAAUUUAAAAAAAAAAAUCUUAAUCUGCAUCUAUUUUCUGUUGUCAAAUUAAUACCACUGCUUUUGUAUGACAAUAUGAAUCACCAUUUUCUCUUUAUCUGGUAAAAUUGCCAAAAUCAGAACUUUUUGUUGAUAAAUGAUAACACUUAAAAAGGUGUAAAUUAUUUAUAUAUUUUCUUGCACAUUUUGGUGAUCAUUUUGUACAUAAACAUUCUGUGAUUUUGUAUAUACUCUCAUUCAUUUGUUGAUGCAGAGAAGUGCUAUUUUCUUUUUGUUAUUGUUUUGGUUAUGUAUUCAAUAUUGUAUGUAUCGUUUAGUUAUUUAGUGUACAAGGUGCUAUGUUCAUGGGAGUUCUUUUACCAUGCGAUAUUGUAAAAUAAGGCAUAAAAAUGUCUUUAUUUGUCCCUUUCUUGGUCUUUCCAUUGUCCAGUAACACAUUUCUUAUCUGAUAAAUUGGUUUUUCAUCAUAUGCUAUUGACCGUACUAUUUCCCACUAAAAUUUAACAAUGUUUGCCAAGUAAUGGGAAUUUGACAAUUUUUGACCGAUUGCAACCUGACACUAAAUGAAUCUACUCCAUGACCAUUUGUCUAAAGAAUUCACACACUUAUUAAGAUUGUUUUAAUCAUAUAAAGAUGACUUUACUAUAAUUCUAUUUGGACUUGACAAUUUUUGCAUGAGAUAUUUGAGUCUGACAAUUUAAUGCUUUAAUAUCUCAAAAUUAGUUGAUAAAUUGUAACUCAAAAUGAAAAAAUAUUUUGCCAAAUUUUCACAACAAUCAAUAAAUUCUGAAAAAUGAUAUGGUAUUACACAACACAAGUAUAGUCAAAUAAAGAAACAAUUACAAGAAUAAUCAAGGUAGAAAUUCUUAACCCUAAACUAUUAGUUAUAUAUAGAUCAUCAUAUACACACUAUUAUAUUUAGGGCACAGGAGGGCAGGUUAAUAUUUUUCUCUUAUAUCUACCGAUAAUCGUUGAUCGAAGCUUCAACUUAAAAAUAAAUACAUCCUAUAUAAGAACUAAGUAAAAUUCUUUCUCUGUAAUUUGUAUUAGAAUAAGAAUUUCCAAAUGAUCACGUUUUAAUGCUUUAGGCUGCAAAAAGGGGAUAAUUACAAACUUCCAAACCAAUGAUAAUGUAAUGCCUGAUCCCCCAGACUAUAGUGGCUAUUUAUAACAAUGUAUUAUGUGCCACAUAAGACAAAUAUUUUAUGCUAUGGCAUACCCUGACUGUAUCAGUAAACAUCAUUUAAUCAUAUCAGUGUACAUUAUGUCAGUGUAUCGGUACACAUCAUGUAAGUGUUUGAAACAUCAUGUAAGUGUCUCGGUACACAUCAUGUAAGUGUCUCGGUACACAUCAUGUAAGUGUAUCGGUACACAUCAUGUAAGUGUUUGAAACAUCAUGUAAGUGUAUCGGUACACAUCAUGUAAGUGUUUGAAACAUUAUGUUAGUGUAUAGGUAAACAUCAUGUAAGUGUAUCCGUAAACAUCAUGUAAGUGUAUCGGUAAACAUCUUGUAAGUGUAUCCGUAAACAUCAUGUAAGUUUAUCAGUAAACGUUAUGUAAGUGUAUCGGUAAACAUCAUGUAAGUGUAUCGGUAAACAUCAUGUAAGUGUAUCGGUAAACAUCUUGUAAGUGUAUCUGUAAACAUCAUGUAAGUGUAUCGGUAAACAUUAUGUAAGUGUAUCGGUAAACAACAUGUAAGUGUAUCGGUAAACAUCAUGUAAGUGUAUCCGUAAACAUGUAAGUGUAUCGGUAAACAUCUUGUAAGUGUAUCCGUAAACAUCAUGUAAGUGUAUCGGUAAACAUUAUGUAAGUGUAUCGGUACACAUCUUGUAAGUGUAUCUGUAAACAUCAUGUAAGUGUAUCGGUACACAUCAUGUCAGUGUAUAAGCAUCAUUUUAGUGUAUCAGUAGACAUCUUGUUACUGUAUUGGUGUACAUCUUGUAAGUGUCUCUCUGUACAUUUUGUUAGUGUAUCAGUAUACAUUAUGUAAGAAUAUUAUAACACAUCUGAUAAUCAAUUAAAUGGGACAGGUUGUUUUAUUGUUUUUCCAUUUUCCUUGGUAGUUUUUGGUUUAAAUUGUUUUUUGUCUUGUAUAGUGUAAAUGUUUCAUGUACAUAUUAAUGUUUUUACUGGAAUCCUGUUUUCAAUAGAUAUAUUUUUACAUAUAUAAUAAAGUUUAAAAAUUGCUUAUUAACGUGACAUUUAAAAAAAAAAUCAAAUCAAUUUUUAGGUAUCAGAAAUAUUCUAUUUGAUUAGUAGUUAUUGGAAAUAUUCACACAAUAAUUACUAGCUGCAUUUGUUUGCACCUGUCCUUAGUCAAGAAUUUGAUGUUCAGUAGUUGUUGUUUGUUGAUGUGGUUCACAAGUGUUUUUCAUUUCUCAUAUAGAUUAGACCGUUGGUUUUCCUGUUUGAAUGGUUUAACACUUGUAACUUUUUGGGGCCCUUUAUAUCUUGCUGUACUUUGUGAGUUAAAGCUAUAUAAGACCAUACUUUGACCUAUAAUGGUUUACUUUACAAACUGCAACUUGGAUGAGAGAGUUGUCUCUUUUGCACUCAUACCAUAUCUUCUUAUAUCUAAAUAAGAAAAUGGUUUGGACUAGGAAUUUUUUUACUUGUUUCAAAUCUUUGUUGCAGUUAUACACAUUUUAUGUAUUGCUUUGUUUGUUAUAGGUUGCAUUUCUGUAAAUAUAGACAAUUCAAUUUUCCAUAUAACUCCCUUACUGUGCCACUUUUACUACAAAAUAACAUAACAAAUUAUAUCCUAGAAUGGAAAGAUGUAAUGCACUUCCAUUUUUUUCAAAGGUCAAAACCUAGGGCUGUGCGGCACAUUUUAAACAUUUAUAUGCCCUGAACUUGUUAAGAGUUUAAACAUCUACUAAAUUUCUGUACUACUUCUACCUCCUAUUUGUGUCUCACGUUUAGAAUUCAAUUUUUAUCGCAAUAGUAUGUUUUUAUACUGGUAAAAGUCCCAAGUUUUUGUCUAUGAGAUCAAAUCUUGGAACAGGUUUGUCAAUAAAUAUUAUCUAUCUCCCUAAAAGAGGCGUGGUUUGUGAAACAGCUGUAUUUACAAAGUGCAACUUACAGUAAUUAAAAUUUUAACUAAUAUGUGUGUUAUAGUAACACUCACUCAAUGCAUUGCUUUGUGUGUUAUAGUUAUACCUACUUUAUGUUAAUCUUUGUGUGUUACAGUAAUUCACUCUUUAUGUAUUGCCACUUAAUGCAUUGCUUUGUGUGUAUUAGAAAUACACACUUAAAGUACUUUUUUGUGUGUUAUAGUAACACUCACUUAAUGCAUUGCUCUGUGUAUUAUAGUAAUACACACUUAAUUUUAUACUCUGUGUGUUAUAGUAGCACACACUUAAUAUAUUGCUUUGUGUGUUAUAAUAAUAAAUACUUAACACAUUGUUUUGUGUAUUAUAGUAAUACACACUUAAUGUUUUGCUUUGUGUGUUAUAGUAAUACCCACUUAAUGUUUUGCCUUGUGUGUUACAGUAACACACAUUUUAUGUAUUGCUCUGUGUUUUAUAGUUAUACACACUGAAUGCAUUGCUUUAAUGCGAUACAGAUAGUAGAAUUCAAAGAUAAUUGUUAUAAACAGGGUAGGUUACUUCAUCCUUGUAUAUUCUGUAACAUAUGUAAAUUUUAUGUAAUUAUCAUGUAAAUAGAUAUCAUAAAUGUACAUAUAUGUAAAUAUUGUAAAUGGUCAGUAAUUCAGUCAGAGCUUAAACAUGUGCACUUUGUUUAAUACUACUAAUUUUGAUUGUGAAUAUGGAAAUAGUUCAAUGUUACUAAUUGAGAAGUGAAAAAUUAUCAUUUAUUAAAUAAUUAUUCAAAUUUCACUGAAAUGACUUUCCCUGUGCAAACAUCAGUCAACACUGAUUAGUAGUCUGCACAUGAUCGUUGAUAGUUUAAGGUAACACACCAUGUUCAGUUUAGUUAUGUAAAACAGAUUUCUGUUUCAUUUUGGACUGUUUGAGCAGAAAUUUGGAAGUUUUACAAUUGUAAAAAUGAACUAUUGUAUUAAGAUUCAUCAACUGUCAGCAAUAAGUGUUAACAAUAAGGCAGCUUCAGUUAAAGUCUUGUUAUUUAUCUGUUUUAUCACAUGUUUAGUUCACUCUUGAAAUUUAAUACAGAAGCAACAGUUAUUUUUGAAUAUAUAGGUUAAUUAGUUUGAAUAUAUGCUGGUUUUGGUCAGUUAACUAUUUAAAUAAUCAUUUUGUCUUCAAUAUGUUUUAGAAUUUGUCUCUGGUCUCAGUUGGUCUUUAGGCUAAACAGUGGUCUUUACAUGGUAUUGUGACAUGCCGAAUCUAAGAUAUUUGCUUACAUUCAUUACCUGCAGAACAUCUGUUACCAGGUAGCAGUCAAAUUUAAAAAAACCCAUUUAUUUCAAGGCAACUUAAGGCACUCAUGACAGCUUUUCAAGAACAAAAUAUCACUUUUGAAAAUUCAGCUAUAUGUCAGCAGAUUCUUGCAGUACUUAUGAAAUAUGUUUAUAAUAUAAAAAGACAAUGUGGUAUGAUUGCCAAUAAAACAACCCUGAACAAGAGACCAAAUUGACACAGAAAUUAACAACUACUGGUCACUGUAUGGACUUCAACAAUGAGCAAAUCCCAUGAUGUAUAAUUUGAAGAAAAUCACUGUUUAAAGAAAAAUAUGAAUUUAUAUAGGAAAAUAAUAUCACUUAAUUUCUAUAUUUGUUUAUAAAUAAUGAUUUCUCAGUAAUGACAUACCAUUAGAACAUUUCAUAAUGAAUAUAGAAACAGCAAAAUCUCAUUAAUAUUAAACCUUUAAGGUGGUACCUAACACUGCAGGGAGAUAACUCUGUAAAAUAAGCUAAACGUUUUAAUUACAUUGUGUUGUAGAAAGAAUAUUAAGCUUCUCAAUAAUCAAAAUGAGUGUUUGUCAGACUGCUAUAUAACCAGUGUAAUUUUUCUGUUAAACGGUUGGUUCAAAUUUUUUUUUUCUUCAUAUUUUUGUCAAAUGGUCAAAGUAAAAUACUUUGUCAAAAUUUUAAGAAAAUAAAACAAGCCAAAUUAAUUUUAGUUCAAGUGUUGGAUACCACUUAAAUAAACAGAGAAGAUGUUACUAAGUUGUAAAACUUAUCUCUAAUCCAUUAGUCUUUUUGAAAGAUGAAAUACUACAACAAACAAUAUUGGUGGAUAUAUCUGAUAAAUGUUCUCGUUUGUAAUUUAGUAUCAUUUAAUAGUUUUUCUGGUUUCAAAUGGAAUUAUUUAUUAGAAAUAGUAUAUUUAGUAUGUAAAAUUGUAAAUGUAUAUAUAUUUUUGAUUGUUGAAAUUUAAUUUACUGCAUUAAAAUGUAAAAAAAUAUUACAAAGAUAAUGUAAUAAAUAUUAGCAAUUUGAUUUUUCAUAUUAAUCAAAAUUCUGACCAAGUGACUAACCAAAAUGAAGUAAGACCUGAAUUCUGUUUCUUUGUAAUUCAUGUACUUGACAUAUAUUGCUGUUAAUUGGUAACUUGUAAAUUAUUCACAUUUAUUUUGCCAUGUUAUAGAAGUAUUAGGUUAAUUAAUAAUUGGAGGUUAUUUAAAGGUAAUAUCUGAUACACUCACACAAGAAUUCUUUGUAGAUAGUAAGUAUCUGGAUGGUUAAUGUAUGGGCUGUCUUUCAAUUGUCGCCAAUAAAGUAGACUUAUGUAUUCUGUU